This is a messenger RNA of Paracoccidioides brasiliensis Pb18, 309 nucleotides long. RefSeq lists its product as uncharacterized. The coding region runs from base 1 to 309 and encodes 102 amino acids. The record is from RefSeq and is a predicted model, not a curated record. The transcript is spliced from 2 exons.
AUGCCAAUGAGGGUCGCCGAAAUUCUGUCGGAUCUGACAUCUCUGAGGGUCUGUGGACAUCCUGAGGCACUAGUUCUUGUCAACGUCCACAAGACUCUUUCCAACUCAGAGACAGAUCACCAACAACAUACGCAGCAUUCCCGUAAUAAUAAUGCCCAAUCCGAAGAUUUGCGACGUGCCCGAGACCUCAUCGAACUGCAUAAUGAUGUCAUGUUGAAGCAGCUGAAUAGGCCGGGUGUCGGGUUAAAUGAAGAGCUCCGAAAGGCUAGACAGGAUGUUGAUCGUGUGCUCCGGGAGCUGGAUAGAUGA